AUGUCUGCUAGACUCUCGCCCGGAGGGGCUUUGCUCCGGUCGUCGCGUCUAUUCUCCGUUCCGAAACCAAUUCCGGGUCCAAGUGCUGCCAGCGAGGAUGCCGGAUAUGGGAGCACCCUUCGCAGGCCGACAGGCACAUCGCCGUACCCGACGCAUCAAUCCAUCACGACGCCCGAGAGCUCGCGGAGCCAAGGCGACUGGGGCUUGAAGCGCUCUUUGCCUCUUAAGAUGACCACCAAAUCGUCCACGCCAUCCAUCCACGUAAAGCACCUUGACUCGAUCGAGAAGAUCACCGACUACUCCUCCUCAUCCCAGCACUCCAUUACGCUGCAGAAGUUCCAGGAGCUCAAUCUGCCUCUUACCGUGCCGACCCUGCCGAAUCGCUAUCGUGCCGUAUCCCUUGGCACUACUUCGGUUUUCGAGGACGAUCACGACGUUACUGCCGUCGGAGGAACUGGAUCCGACAAGAGGUGGAAAUUCGAAGGGCCAUGGCUGGCUGGCUUGACUGAAGGACAAUUCGAAAAUUAUGUGCAAAAGACCGUCCGUAACAGACGUCAGGAGUUCCAAGCAUUCCUCCGAACGCGCUUGGCUUCCGAUUUGACUGCCGCACAGCAGCAGGCGGCUCUCGAUAAGGCCAUCGAGGCUCCAGCGCCUGUGGUCGCCAAAGACGUCACUGAGGAUCAGCUGACGGAAUACACUCGCAAGCUGCGAUCUGAUCGUGUCACUCUCUUUGCCCUGAUCAGCGAGUUCCUCGACCUCGCCCCGCUCAACCCCCCGAGCGCCAUUGCCAACAUGUCCGCUGGCACCCGGAUCGAGUCCAAAUCGCCUAACCCCUACGCCGAACGCGGCCCUCCGAUCACUCACCCGUCUGGCGGUCUGUCGUACAUUCGAACGAAUGCUCAUGCCGAAAACCACCCGCUCUACGGACCUCAGGCGAACCCUUCGCCUGUCUUGGCCCGGAUCAUCUCUCCGAGGCAUAUGUCCAACCCCGCCAAGCUGGGUGUCGCAGGCUUCAUCACGGACACGCCGCAGGGCGACUCGGCUUUCAACUACCGAAGUUACCGUGGCGGCAAGGCUCGUGUUUCUGGUAUCGCCACAUUUGAUCCCGAGAUCACGGGUGGCUCUAAGUGCUACGUGGAGCCCGUGUCGGCGAACAUCAACUCCGCCGGCAAGCUUGUUCUCAAGGUCGACGAGGCCAGCGAGGAGGCGCAGAUGAUCAAGAAGGAGUUGAUUGGCAAGGCUGAGAUCUACAACAACAAGAACCCCAAUGCUCAUGCUCUAGAGUCUGAACCACGAACCCACUCCCAGCGUCUGGGUGGAUAUCGCGGCUCUCCAUUGGGACGACGAGAUGGAUCUCCUCUGAUCAGAAGGCAACCCAAGCCAGGAAAGGCUCAGACCGGUAGCUCUCAGAGCUACGGCCUGGAUAAAUGA
Verticillium alfalfae VaMs.102 is the source of this 1431-nucleotide messenger RNA. RefSeq lists its product as hypothetical. The record is from RefSeq and is a predicted model, not a curated record. Gene Ontology annotation, biological process: mitochondrial translational initiation. Gene Ontology annotation, cellular component: mitochondrial small ribosomal subunit. Gene Ontology annotation, molecular function: structural constituent of ribosome. The transcript has a single exon. Lineage: Eukaryota; Fungi; Ascomycota; Sordariomycetes; Glomerellales; Plectosphaerellaceae. Bases 1 to 1431 code for a protein of 476 amino acids.